Molecule: messenger RNA, 1028 nt
Organism: Bipolaris sorokiniana ND90Pr
Lineage: Eukaryota; Fungi; Ascomycota; Dothideomycetes; Pleosporales; Pleosporaceae
Exons: 1
Coding region: 277-822 (181 amino acids)
Source: RefSeq, a predicted model, not a curated record
UCGAAUCUCAGGCCAUGGUAAUUGUCAUUGCAAAAGGUACACUUUUGUUGACAAUAGUGCCGGGUAUAUACUAUGGCAAUUGAGUAUCUUGGCGAAGCUGGGAAAUAUUUGCCGGAAACCUUGCAGCUGGCGUCUACCCCACAUCCCAAGGACGGCAUCAAGACCCCAUAGUUUUUGCUUGACUGCUGUACUGUAUGAGAGUAGCCAAGGUCGAAGAAAAAGCCUAGCUUCGGAAGUCUUCUCGAAGACCCUGAUUACGCAUGGACGUCAGGGCCGAUGUUCCAAGAACCUGUUCUUUUAUUGCAGAUUUUCAAGGAUGUUGUUUCAGGGGAGGGGUUGUCUCAGAGAAGCAGCUUGUAUCCCCAAGUUGCAGUCGGUAUGUGGAGAUCCGCCUUAGCUGUGGAGGAUGCAUGUAUCCACGCUCGCAGCUCACGCGCCCCUUACUCUCCACAACUCCAGCAUCUUUGGCGUAUAACAGCGCCCUUAUUGUUGAGUAUAGUUUGGCGAUGCUUGAUAUGUAUCCCCCGAAGAAUUGUGCCAAGUGAGAGAUGCCAUUUGUUAUGCCCGAUGGGGUCGCAUCGGCACGAUCUUCGUACCAACUCAUCUGAUGCAUGUCGGCCAGACGGCCCCCUGAUAUUGCUAGGUAACAGUGGCUUGACGCCGAGGAGUCGGUCCAACGGCUCAUCUGAUGUCCGCAUGAGAUCAUUCACAACAUGGCAGCGUUGCGCCACAUCUGGAUCUUAUGACGUUGUAAGAAGCAAAAAAAGAUAUCAACGCCUGGGGAGAGAAGGGAGAAACCGAAAACGAGAGCGAAGAUGGUAGCGACGGGAAUUUGCAUCGGAGAGAGACAAGGUUCGUUAAAUCGCCUAGCUGCAUGCGAAAUUUGCAAGCCCCCCUCGACGAACAUAGAGAUCCAGCACGUCUGAUCUAGUGCCUCACAUGUUGUGGUGAACACGACCGGUCGAAAGCCUAGAUGUGGGUUGACAGACCGAGAGAUCCGGGACUAAAUCACGCAAUUAUGAUGGAGA